This is a messenger RNA of Oryzias latipes (Japanese medaka), 3037 nucleotides long. RefSeq names its product vertebrate ancient opsin. Gene Ontology annotation, biological process: G protein-coupled receptor signaling pathway; visual perception. Gene Ontology annotation, cellular component: membrane. NCBI's taxonomy places the organism in Eukaryota, Metazoa, Chordata, Actinopteri, Beloniformes, Adrianichthyidae. The record is from RefSeq and is a predicted model, not a curated record. Gene Ontology annotation, molecular function: G protein-coupled receptor activity.
GGGCUGCGCAGCGCUCCCAAAGACGCACGGCUGACGUCCGACUCGUUUCCAUGCCGCUCUCUUCCUUCCACACACGCGAACGCGCGCAGCCCAACAGAACACGUCAGCUGCUGGAGAGCGGCUAACAGUGAUUUAAAUGCGGGCAGAGAGGGAAGGUGUCUGCUUGAGAUAAGAGCGACUCUGGGAAGAGUGAGUCUCAGACUGCCACACGGUGGAGCAAAACCCGACAAAACUUUUUUUUUAUUUUUUGCCAAAUCCCCCCCUCCGUCGAAAAAAAAAACCCAUCACCCUAUCACAAACUAAAAUAGAAAGUUUUGAAAUCCCCCUAUAACAAUUUAUCAUGUUUGAUUCUUUUGGUUGACUUGUCUUUUUCCAAACAAGUUCCAGCAACUCUUUUUUAUACUGUUGUUGUUUUUUGUAUUUAUUUUUCUAAAAAAGAGAGAAAAAGAAAAGAAAAAAAUGUAGAGGCCGUGGCCUCCCGCUGUGCCACCGCAGUGACACGGACUGCCAUGCUGGUGUCCAACGUGAGCCUGGGCGGCUGUGCGGAGUUCAACAGCGCUCUGUGCGCCGGAGCCGGGGAAGAGCACCUGGGGGGCGGUUCAUACAGGACCACCCUCACCCCGACAGGACACCUGAUCGUAGCUGUGUGCCUCGGCUUUAUCGGCACUUUCGGACUGGUCAACAACCUGCUGGUGCUCGUGCUCUUCUGCCGUUACAAGAUACUGCGGUCUCCCAUCAACCUGCUGCUGAUUAACAUUUCCAUCAGCGACCUGCUCGUGUGCGUGCUCGGGACUCCGUUCAGCUUCGCGGCCAGCACGCAGGGAAGGUGGCUCAUAGGGGAAGGGGGCUGCGUGUGGUACGGUUUCGCCAACUCCCUUUGCGGCAUCGUUUCUUUGAUCUCCCUGGCUGUUCUCUCCUACGAGCGCUACAGCACCAUGAUGACCCCCGCUGAGGCAGACUCCUCCAACUACCGCAAAAUCUCCCUGGGCAUCAUCUUGUCUUGGGGUUACUCCCUUCUGUGGACUCUGCCUCCGCUCUUUGGCUGGAGCCAUUAUGGUCCAGAGGGUCCAGGGACCACCUGCUCGGUCGACUGGACGGCUAAGACGGCCAAUAACAUAUCAUAUAUCAUCUGUUUGUUUGUCUUCUGCCUCAUUGUGCCCUUCAUGGUGAUCGUCUUCUGCUACGGAAAGCUACUGUAUGCAAUCAAACAGGUGAGUGGGAUCAAUGUGUCAGUGAGCAGAAAACGGGAGCAGCGAGUGUUGUUUAUGGUGGUUAUCAUGGUGAUCUGUUACCUGCUGUGCUGGCUGCCAUAUGGUAUCAUGGCUUUGCUGGCCACCUUCGGACCACCGGACCUGGUCACACCAGAGGCAAGCAUCAUUCCCUCGGUCCUGGCCAAGACGAGCACUGCCAUCAACCCAGUCAUCUAUGUCUUUAUGAAUAAACAGUUUUUCAGAUGCUUCCAGGCCAUGCUACGAUGUAAAGCUCCACUACGAGGCUCCAGCGCCAGAAGCUCCUCUAAGGUUGCCACCAAGGCAGUGAGGGGGGUGGCCGUGACUGGGGUCCGCCGCACCAAUGAUUUCCUAUUUUUGGUAGCCUCACUGGGUCAACCAGCCGCCGCUGUGCCCCAACUGGGCCCAUCUUGUGAACCCACCAUUGACAUCUCCAAAGCCCACUCUUCAGACAACAAACCUGUUGUAGUGUCACUAGUGGCCCACUUUGAUGGCUGACAAUUUUCUUUUUUUACUUUUGAAAUAUCAGAGCUUUUCAACUGCAAGUCUUUAACAAUGAGAGGGGAGCAUCAGCCUGGCAGUGCAUGUGGCUCAAGCACUGCUGUUGCACCAAAUCUCUCUUGGCUAGAGAUGGAUUUCAAACAAAGAAGCCCUGGGAUGUCCCUGGAUGUUAUUUGAGACAGUAAACCUGCAGAAGCUGAGUGUCUCCCUAAAGUAAGGAUUGCACUGAAUGGAUCUUUCUUUUGGACAAGAGCAGAAAAACAAAUUCGGUAAUAAGGUAUUGACUAUAAAAGAAAAAAGAAAAAAAACAGACAUGGGAUUUGUUCAAGGUCAAGAAGGACAUUUUGUGUAUUUUUGUAACAUUUCGUACUAAUGUCGAAUAAAUUGAUUAGAAAGGAUGUUUAUAGUUAUAGAUUUAAAAUUCCUAUUAAAUGUUGAUGAAUCCAAAAAUGAACUUCAAAUACAGACUUAAGACUUUAGAAAACUACCAGUCAAUUUUAUUCUCUAUUUCCUUUCUUUUUUUAUUUGGUGUACAGGCAGGAUUGGUAUGGUAGCAUGCUAUUUUUUUGCAAGAGUAAAGUGACCCAAAGAAAUAUGUGCAUGUUGGUAAAGAUCAAGGUAUUCCUGUAGGAACAUGCAUGUGGAGUGUGCAAUAGAAAAACCAAAUGUGUUUGAGAGGUUAACUACACCAGUAUUUUUACUGUUCAGUAUUUUUAAUGUCUAAUUCCCCGUUACCUUUUUAAUUAUGUAUACCUGUUGUCAAAAUGGUAAGGCUUUUACAUGUGAGAAACAGGAUUUUCUUUUUCAAAAAUGAUAUCUUUAGACAUCCUUUAAAAAUUUCUGUCAUGUUCAUGUUAUGUGUAAGUUAUAGCCUCUGCAAUUCACAGUGUUUCAAAUGUUUGCAUUUUCAAAAAAUCAAUGGCACACGUGAAACCGCCAAAAAGCAAAAAUCGAUUUUUUUUUAUUGCAUUUAUUUGAUUUGAGGUUUGGUUCAUGUUCUUCACUACAAAACACAUAAGCUUUUAUCAAUCAGUUUGACACAUUCUUUUUUCUUGCAACAGAGAGGAUAAGUAUAUUUCAAGCUAAGGCUGUGAUUUGAAAUGCUGUGUUUUCUGUGUCAGCGUGUACGUUGCAUUCUAGAUUCGCGUUAUUCCAUUGUGUUGUGUUUGUCUUAGCACUUUCACACAAACUGUUGUCCGUACAGUUAAUGGUUCCGGUGUAUGACUUGAUACCAAAGGAAAGGACAUUUUAAUAUUUUUGAAAGGGAGUUGUUUAAUAAAUUUAAAAAAAUGCAUAUAAAAAAAUUA